This is a messenger RNA of Fomitopsis serialis, 1215 nucleotides long. RefSeq lists its product as uncharacterized. Bases 1 to 1215 code for a protein of 404 amino acids. Gene Ontology annotation, molecular function: histone binding. NCBI's taxonomy places the organism in Eukaryota, Fungi, Basidiomycota, Agaricomycetes, Polyporales, Fomitopsidaceae. The transcript is spliced from 4 exons. Gene Ontology annotation, biological process: CENP-A containing chromatin assembly; DNA replication-dependent chromatin assembly. The record is from RefSeq and is a predicted model, not a curated record. Gene Ontology annotation, cellular component: nucleoplasm.
AUGUCUAUGGAAGAAGCUAUCGAACAGGCCAAACGCGCGUUCGCGCUGAGGAAAUACGAGCAGUCGGUCGACCAUUAUGCUACUGCUCUCGAGCUCGCUACGGAGAAGUACGGCGAGAAGGGCUCGGAGACGGCAGAUCUGUAUUAUGCGUACGGGAAGGCACUGCUGGAGAACGCGAUUGCACAAAGUUCGGUACUGGGGAAGGAGCAGGCGGAGGAAGCUGUGCGUGCAGUGGCCGGAGAGUCAGAGACCGCUGGCCCAGGCAAAUUCCUCUCGUUCUCAGGCGAUGUUGAUGAUGACGCAGAGCCGCUUGUGCCCGGAAGCAAGGAGGACGUCCCCGUAGACCUCUUCGGCGAGGCGCAGAAAGCCGCGGAACGUGACGAGGAGGAGGAGGACGAUGAGGAGGAAGAAGGCGAAGAGGAAGAGGGAGAGCCCGAGGACGACUUCAACGCAGCGUGGGAGGUGCUCGACCUCGCACGCGCCAUCUACGAGAAGCAACAAGAGGAGAGUGACGAAGUAAAGCUGAAGCUCGCGGACACGUUCCUCGCCCUCGGCGACGUCUCGCUCGAGACGGAGAAAUUCGAGCAGGCAAUCGCAGACUAUGACCAGGCCCUCGCGCUCAAAGUCGACCUCCUGCCCCAGUCCUCCCGCCAGAUAGCCGAAGCGCACUACAAGCUCAGCAUCGUGCUGGACCUCACCUCAGGGCGCCUGAGCGACUCGAUCACGCACGCAGAACGAGCGCUCGACAGUGUGGAGGCGAGGUUGGCUGAGCUGCGGGAUGCGCUGAGUGGCCAGGGAAUGGUGAAGGUCGCCGUCGAUGAGAAAUCCGAUCCGAAGGGCAAAGGCAAGGCUAGGGGGGCCCGGAUACUGGGAGAUGAUGCAGUUCAGCAUCUGACCCAGAGUCAAAUGGAGGCCGAAGUCAAAGAACUGCAGGGCUUGAAGGAGGAUCUGGCCCUCAAGGUGGAAGAGCUCAAAACAUCACCAGAGCAGACGGCAGAGUCAGCGCCCGCCAUGGUGGAAAGGGCACUUGACCAUGAGCUGAACACCGGCAAACAGCCGUCCGCCCCUGUUCCUCAGCCAGUGAAUGACCUAACGUCGAUGGUGAAAAAGAAGAAAAAGGAUCCGGAGGCGAACGGUACGGCCAAACGCAAAGCCGAGGAAGAACCACCUGCCUCGACGCCGUCAGAGAAGAAAGCAAAGGUCGAAGGCUCGUAA